Nerophis lumbriciformis (worm pipefish) is the source of this 1071-nucleotide messenger RNA. The record is from RefSeq and is a predicted model, not a curated record. NCBI's taxonomy places the organism in Eukaryota, Metazoa, Chordata, Actinopteri, Syngnathiformes, Syngnathidae.
AUGGAGCCAGUGACUCCUCAUGCGGUGACGGCUCUGUGGUCUGAUAACAGCAGCCUGUCAGAGGCUCUCGUGUCCGUGGAGUUCAUUACUGUCAGAACCAUUGUCCCACCAUACAUCAUCACUGUGUCUGUGCUGGGUCUCGCCUUGAACGCCUUCGUGCUGUGUGUAUUCCUCGCUAACAAGGACCGCAUGACAGUGGCCGAGGUCUACCUGGGCAACCUGGCUCUGGCUGACUUCGCCCUCCUGUGCGGCGUCCCCUUCUGGGCUGCCAACAUCCUUAACGGCUUCAACUGGCUGUACGGUGAUGCCUUGUGCAAGAUGGUCAACAGCAUCAUGACGGUGAACCUCUACACCAGCGUCUACACCCUGGUUAUGAUCAGCGUGGAUCGCUACUUGGCCAUUGUGAUGACCAUGAAGGCGAGAUGGUUGCGACGGACACGGUACGCUAAGGUCACUUGUGUGUUCCUCUGGAUUUUUGGCCUCUCGCUCAGUACGCCGACCAUGCUGCACAGAAAGGUGAUGUACUUUGAAGAAGUACAGUUGACUGCUUGCAUGUUGGACUACAGCCACGGUAGCUCGUGGAAGUUAGCCAACCAAGUUCUGCUGAAUGUCAUCGGCUUUGUCGUCCCUGCACUGGUGAUUGUUUUCAGCAGCGGAUCUAUCGUCAAGGCUUUGAGACAGAGAAAGGAGAGCGUCGGUCUUCAAGAAGUUGACGACACAAAGACAACAGUGCUGUUGUAUGCUGUCACUCUACUGUUCAUCCUGUGCUGGGGACCAUUCCAGGUCUUCACCUUCCUUGAUACCCUCUAUGACAUUCAUAUGCUGGACACCAAAGCAUGGUCUCACACGCUGGACGUCGGUGGCCAGGUCUCGGCUUAUCUCGGAAUCCUCAACAGCGCCCUAAACCCUGUGCUCUACGUCCUCUCUGGGCAAUACUUCAGAAAAAAAGUUAAUGCCAUCCUAAGGAGGGCUUUGGGUAAUCGCAGAGGUUCAGACAUGACAACCUAUCAGCGGUCCGUCGUGUCUACUUACAUUCAUAGACAUGAGCAAAUAAAGCCUGUUGUCAUUUAG